AUUUCAUUGGGUCCCCCCUGCUGCCCGGCCUCGUUGUCCACAUUAUGCGAUACCUAGCAACCUUGUCUUCCAUGCCAUGCGUUGUUGUCCCACCCUCACCAGCUCUCAACUCGACAGGACAGGCAUCGGUUCCCCUGAGUUCUUUAAUCUCGACGGGGUCCUGUUCAGCAACAGCAUCGCAUCCUAUUCGCGAAUCCUCCCCUCAGCAGCCCCCUGAAGAACGCGACGGGACUUUUAUGCAGUUUCUUCCAAGUCGUAAUCGGCCUUUUUCCAACCUUCUGCUCGGAGAGCCUUUCGCAUUGUCCAUAAAUUAACCAGCCCUAAACAAAAAACCGUAACUUGCUCGAAUUGGCUAUCCAUCGCCUCUCUUCCGCCACCCACGACCAUCCAAAUCGUCGCCUCCACUCUGUCACCCCCCUCCCUGGUCAUAAUAACCACUCUCCGCCGCCUCACAUCUCUUGUUCCUCUCUCACAUAUCCCCCCACUCAGCACCUAUUUUUAUCCUCGCUCUGAUCAAUCUUGUUUGAUCCUCUACUCUAUUAUUCUCCGGGCUCUGUUGUCUGUGUUUCUUUGCUCCCUGGCCGUUGGCGUAUCCGGUUCAGUCAAAAGCGCGAGGCCCCUGGCCAGCAUCGCAAAAACUCGGAUAUUGCCUUGUCCCUUGGCCUGCGAUCCAUCGUCUGAAGAUUUCGUAGGAAAACAAGGCAUCCAACUCGAAUCCGGAGGUACACCCUCGCACUCUUUCCUUGUCUUUUUGAAUUCACCCCAGUCCUGCCGCAUUUCCAGAAGGGUGCUGCUUUCUCCGGUGCGCAAGGCGCAUUGUUCAAAAGUAGAAGAUCGGACUCCAGGGACCGCGUCUCUCCAAUCUACCCUCGUCGCAAGGAUCCACCAUCAUUCUCCUACAUUUCGAGUGUCAUAAUAAACAUCGCGACGCGACUUGAUUCUCCCCUUCAUGAUUCUUAGCUUGCGCCGUUACAUUUUUAUCGCGCAAGAGUCAUAUUGCUAAUAGAUGUCUCCUAUGCAGCAUCAUCCCCACCAUUCGCAACAGGGUCCUCCUCCCCAUCAUCUUCAACAGCCGAGACCCUCGAGCAUUGUACAUCAACAACACCAUCAGCAGCAACAAGCUCCUCCCUCUCAAGCCCAACAUUCCAACCCGUAUCCUCCUGCCCACGGCUUACCACAAUACGCCCAGCAAAGUGCUCCAGGACCCGGUGGACAACAUCCCCAGGACGUAUCCUACUAUCCUGCCCAUCCAAGCCCGUACAGCACCCCAGCGUCAGGUACCUAUUCUUCAGCUCGUGAGUCAAUCCAUGGUGGUUUGAGGACCGGAACGUUGUUCGCUAACCAUAUACAGCACCGGAAACCCCUGAUAUCAUGGCCGCCGCUCAAAUGUCGCGCCCAUAUCCUCCCAUCUCCUAUCAUACUCCACAAUCGAAUUCUCCAGCAUCAGUCGCAUCUCCAAGUGCACACGAUCAGCGACACAACAUGUAUGGCGCGCCAACCACACAACUUCAACAAAAUCCCCAGAUGUACUAUGGCGGUCCCCAGCAGCAACAAUACCCACCGCCCAUGGCACCUCAGGGCAAUUCUCCAUAUGGCGCACCGCACCCCCAACAGCACCAACAACAACAACAGCAGCAGCAUGCGGCAAUGACAUCUCAGCCAAAUCUGUUAAUGUCUCAAACUCCUAGCCAACACCAAAUGCACCAGCAACCGCAGCAUGGCAACCAGCACCCACAGCAGGCCAUUACUGGAAGCCCAAGGACCAAAAUGGAGCCGCAUGUUCCUCAGAUGAACCGUCAACCAGCAGCGCCUCUAGGGCCUCCUCAACACCCAACCAACGGCGCGCAAAUGCAACAGAAUAACGUUCCUGGCGCAAGCGGUGUCAACCCCAACGCUGCACCUGGCCCAAUUCCUGCCACCACGCCAUUGGUCGUGCGCCAAGAUAACAACGGUGUGCAAUGGAUUGCAUUUGAAUAUUCUCGCGAUCGUGUCAAGAUGGAAUACACCAUUCGAUGCGACGUCGAAUCUGUAAAUGUCGAUACAUUGGGCUCCGAGUUUAAGACUGAGAACUGUGUGUACCCGCGUGCUUGCUGCAGUAAGGAUCAAUACCGAGGCAACCGCCUGGUCUACGAGACUGAGUGUAACACAGUCGGUUGGGCGUUGGCAGAAUUGAACCCCUGCCUCCGCGGAAAGCGAGGCUUGAUUCAACGUGCAGUAGACAGCUGGAGAAACAGUAACCAAGAUCCACGCCUGCGGAGUCGACGAGUUCGGCGAAUGGCCAAGAUUAACAACCGCAAGGCUGUUCAGAAUGCAACUCAUGCUCCUCACAUGGCAGGCCCUAGUGGCGGUCCAGCUGGGAUGCCACCAAGCGGCAACAUGGGUCCUGGCAGCGCGGCGCAACAGAGCAUGCCCAAGCCUAGCAUGACCAGUGGCAUGGGAGGCUCACAACUCCACCACCACCACGCCCAUCCCGACGGAAGUACUCAAGGAGGAGAUGAAGUCGGUAUGUUUCACCAGAUGUGA
Molecule: messenger RNA, 2523 nt
Organism: Hymenoscyphus albidus
Lineage: Eukaryota; Fungi; Ascomycota; Leotiomycetes; Helotiales; Helotiaceae
Source: the annotation of a GenBank genome assembly